This is a messenger RNA of Marmota flaviventris (yellow-bellied marmot), 2757 nucleotides long. It is a transcript of the gene Cry1, whose product is annotated as cryptochrome circadian regulator 1. The record is from RefSeq and is a predicted model, not a curated record. NCBI's taxonomy places the organism in Eukaryota, Metazoa, Chordata, Mammalia, Rodentia, Sciuridae. Gene Ontology annotation, molecular function: DNA binding; FAD binding. Gene Ontology annotation, biological process: circadian regulation of gene expression; entrainment of circadian clock by photoperiod; negative regulation of DNA-templated transcription. Gene Ontology annotation, cellular component: cytoplasm; nucleus.
GCGGGCCGUUUUCUACGCGCGGGCCGCCUUGGUGGGGCGAGGUUUCCGUGACGAACCUCCCGGGGCUGCCCGUGCCAGCUCGGGCCGUCGUGGCGGCUCGAGCUCCUGGAGUUGGCUCGCGCUCCGGGGGUCCCAGGCCCUCGAAGUUAUGCGUCUCCUCCGGGCGAUUGCAGCGGGCGCCGGCUCCUAAAGGGCGUCACACGGGGACUCCGCCGUCCGGGCAACCUCCAUUCAUCUUCCAGCUGCGCCUCCAGCGCCCUCGCCUUCUCACGUCCCCUCCUCGGAUUCAUUUUAUCCUGUCCCCCCUCUGCCGCCCUUUCCUCACUCCUUGGGUGCGGCGGUUCUCCUGGAAGCGCCGGUGUCGGUUAUGAGCCGGACCCUCCUGCUUUGAAUUGCUGCGUGGAGGAAGUCGGUGGUGACCCGCCUGCCCCGGGCAUGGGGGUGAACGCCGUGCACUGGUUCCGAAAGGGGCUCCGGCUCCACGACAACCCCGCCCUGAAGGAGUGCAUCCAGGGCGCAGACACCAUCCGCUGCGUCUACAUCCUCGACCCCUGGUUCGCGGGCUCCUCCAAUGUGGGCAUCAACAGGUGGCGAUUUUUGCUUCAAUGUCUUGAGGAUCUUGAUGCCAAUCUACGAAAAUUAAAUUCUCGUCUAUUUGUGAUUCGUGGACAACCAGCAGAUGUGUUUCCCAGGCUUUUCAAGGAAUGGAACAUUACUAAACUUUCAAUUGAGUAUGAUUCUGAGCCCUUUGGAAAGGAACGAGAUGCAGCUAUAAAGAAACUGGCUACUGAAGCUGGAGUAGAAGUCAUUGUACGAAUUUCACACACAUUAUAUGACCUAGACAAGAUUAUAGAACUCAAUGGUGGACAACCGCCUCUAACUUAUAAAAGAUUUCAGACUCUCAUCAGCAAAAUGGAACCACUGGAAAUACCAGUAGAGACAAUUACUUCAGAAGUGAUAGAAAAGUGCACAACUCCUCUGUCCGAUGACCAUGAUGAGAAAUACGGUGUUCCUUCACUGGAAGAGCUAGGUUUUGAUACAGAUGGCUUAUCCUCUGCAGUGUGGCCAGGUGGAGAAACUGAAGCACUUACACGUUUGGAAAGGCAUUUAGAAAGAAAAGCUUGGGUGGCAAACUUUGAAAGACCUCGAAUGAAUGCAAAUUCCUUACUUGCUAGCCCUACUGGACUCAGUCCUUAUCUCCGAUUUGGCUGUUUGUCAUGUCGACUCUUUUACUUCAAACUAACUGACCUCUACAAAAAGGUAAAGAAGAACAGUUCUCCUCCCCUUUCUCUUUAUGGGCAACUGCUAUGGCGUGAGUUUUUCUAUACAGCAGCAACAAAUAAUCCACGCUUUGAUAAAAUGGAAGGAAACCCCAUCUGUGUUCAGAUUCCUUGGGAUAAGAAUCCUGAGGCUUUAGCCAAAUGGGCAGAAGGCCGGACAGGCUUUCCGUGGAUUGACGCUAUCAUGACACAGCUUCGUCAGGAGGGUUGGAUUCACCAUUUGGCCAGACAUGCGGUUGCUUGCUUCCUCACACGAGGUGACCUAUGGAUAAGCUGGGAAGAAGGAAUGAAGGUAUUUGAAGAAUUACUGCUUGAUGCAGACUGGAGCAUAAAUGCUGGAAGCUGGAUGUGGCUGUCUUGUAGUUCCUUUUUCCAACAGUUUUUUCACUGCUAUUGCCCUGUUGGUUUUGGUAGAAGAACAGAUCCCAAUGGAGACUACAUCAGGCGUUAUUUACCUGUCCUAAGAGGCUUCCCUGCAAAAUAUAUCUAUGAUCCCUGGAAUGCACCAGAAGGUAUUCAGAAGGUAGCCAAAUGUUUGAUUGGAGUUAAUUAUCCCAAACCAAUGGUGAACCAUGCUGAGGCAAGCCGUUUGAAUAUUGAAAGGAUGAAACAGAUCUAUCAGCAGCUCUCACGAUAUAGAGGACUAGGGCUUCUUGCUUCUGUACCUUCUAAUCCUAAUGGGAAUGGAGGUCUCAUGGGGUAUGCACCUGGAGAAAAUAUCCCAGGUUGUAGCAGCAGUGGAAGAAGAAGCUCCAUGGGCACUGGUCUCAGCAGUGGGAAACGUCCUAGUCAGGAAGAGGACACACAGAGUAUUGGUCCUAAAGUCCAGAGACAGAGCACUAAUUAGAUAACAUUCAGGAAGAAUAUGGUUGCAGCUGAAAUUGCUGGGAAAUUCAGUACUUUUCAAUUAAAUUAUUUAAAAAGUUCUUCAUUGAUGGAAAGCAGUUACCUUUUGAAUGCGUUAUUUCUAAUGAUAUUUCUGUGGUUUUUAACUUUUUAAUGAAUUUCACAUAGGGCAAGUGGUAAUUUGUAUAUAAAGAACUUGGUAAAAGAAUUUGCUUAAUGUAAAUAUAAAUAGUCACAAUUAGUAUAGACCCAUCAAUAUAUUUUUGAUAAUCUUUAAUGUAUGGUAAAAGUUUAAGUUGCAAAUUGAUAUUCUGAUAUACAACUCAAAGUUUUGAGAAUCAAUGUGAGAAAACAGGUUUUUAGACUUUCUUAAAAUGCUUUGUUAAAAUUUUAGGGCAAAAUUUUUUUGACAUUAUUGUUUGACUUUGCACUCUUUCAUAAUAAUGUUUUAGAAAAUAUGCAUAAUCAAAAUUAAUAUGUGUAGUCUCUGUUAACACAGAAAAUAUAUGUCUUAAAGCUUCAUGUAUGCCUGUUUUGACCCAAAUUUGUAGAAGAAUCAUGUGUUGUCUCCCUGUCUUUGUUCAUUUACAGCUAAAGUGACUUUGUUAUUAAAGUAUAUGCAAAUAUGGAA